This is a messenger RNA of Canariomyces notabilis, 2650 nucleotides long. RefSeq lists its product as uncharacterized. NCBI's taxonomy places the organism in Eukaryota, Fungi, Ascomycota, Sordariomycetes, Sordariales, Chaetomiaceae. The record is from RefSeq and is a predicted model, not a curated record. Bases 257 to 2650 code for a protein of 797 amino acids. The transcript has 5 exons.
CCAGCCUCUUGCUGAUACCGACAGAACGUCCAUCGUGUCCCGGCAGCCAACGUCUCCUAGGUUCCCUCGGUCCCGAAUCAUCAGCGCCAGUGUCAUUUGGAUAAAUUCAUUCAUCUCUGGAUGGAGCCUAGUGGACUAGGCAGAUACGGCGCUUCAAAUCACUAUGCCUGUCAUAUCGUGGUGUAAGUCCAUGCAAGCCUUGCAGAAGUUGCAGUGAGGGCCGAUCAGAUGUGCCUGCCGGCCAAAACAAUCACCUAUGGAUCGCAACCCGCCGUCGUACCACGAUGCCACGAAACGGCCAGACUGGCUCGAGUUCGUGGCUGGCUCUGUGCCAGUCAGGGAAUACGCACGGCUGUGUCUUGUCUCGAAGCGCUUGUACCACCAGUUCGCGCCGCGUCUCUGGAAUGAUCCCCUCACUGUGGCAGCCAUUUUAACUCGGGACAAUGAUAUCGAGUGGUUUUAUCGCUUCAUGGGGCAUAUGACUCGGGUUCGAGAAAGCACUCGUGCCCUCGUCACGUCGCUUGACCUGCGCCCGUUUGUCGUGGGCGCUCCGGAGUUCACUCUGUUUUCCUGGGACAAAACACUGUCUCAGACUCUUCGGAUGCUGCCUUCGACCUUUCCCAAUCUCCGGUGUAUUCUGCUAGAUGGCCAUCCUGAUGUUGAAGCCGAUGGCUUGGCCGCCAUGCUAUGUUCCAGCUCCUUGGUCCUGAGUAUUCCGCAGUGCCAGGCCAAGCUGCCUAGCUGGUUCUUUGUAUCCCCGAAUUUAGAGAGCCUUGUGUAUUUGGAUAUUUCUGCCAUGCCCGGCUCUCUCAGAGUCCCAUUACAUCGACCCGUGUUGAGCCCCAUCAAUCUUCGCAGCCUCCGUAUUCUGAAAGCACGGGGCCGGGAAAUGGAUGACAAAACAGCAUGUCUGCUGUUCAAAACUUUUCAACUUCAGCUGUGGAGCGUUGACCUCGGCUACAACAAGCUCACAGAUGGCGUCUUCGAUGAUAUGCAGCACUUUUCUUUCCCUGCCGUCAGUUCAAGAACUGGCGAUUUUGAGGUUGAGGGCCGGCUUAGGUACCCGCCAGGGGAAAGCAGUGCCUCGUUUGGCAAGUUCUGCUUUGUCGACGAGUCAGACUGGAGCGCUACUUUCAGUCAUCCACAUAGGUACCUUGUCGAUGCUCCUCUUUACACUAGCAACGCGCAGGGUGGUCACGAUGGGACCACCAAUCCUCGCCUAGACGGUCGGGCAAAGAUACGGUCCGACGCGCCAGAUGCAGUCAAGGUGGCGCUCUCUGGCGGUCCGGGUAACCACAGCCCCUUGCCAGAGUACAUUCAUGACUUGGAUAUUUGCCGAGGCCAUCAAGGCAUCACCCAUUUGUAUCUGAGCGGAAACAACAUCUCGGCCGCCGGCUUAGCCAGAAUGAUCAGGUCGUCCGCUGGGCAGCUCCAGCACCUCGAGUGUGACUCCAUCUUCUUUAGGCCACACGAAGCUUCUUGCCCCCCCUGGCUCGCUUCCGGCAAGGCGAAAGUUUCUGGCUUCCUAGGCCUCGCCCAUGUGUUUCGUCCCGUGAUAUCGUCGGAUCUGCAGGUGUUGCGCAUCCACCACUCACUCGUUACGCAGCUCCCGACUCUUGAGGGCAUCGGCCUGUCAAGCAUGGAGGCACUGUGGCUGGCCGAAACAUGCCUGCUUCCGCGGGCGGAGCUGGCAUAUCCCGAGUCAUUCGUUCCAGACAUGAACCCCAGACUCCGGUCUCUGACUUUGACGCAGAUUCCCAGGUAUUCCACGGGUCCACUGAUAGAAAAGCUAAUCCACUUCUUGAAACUUGCCGCCAUACAGGAACAGGCAAUCCGAGACGCCAAAACCGGCAACCGUCGCGGCCCGUCGACCCUGCUAGGGCUGCGACACAUUCGCCUUGAGAUCGAGCCGGACCCCAGAGAGUCGCUGCUCGAAGACGAUGGAUUCGGAGAAGAAGAAAAUGGCCUUGAUACAGAAGCACUCAUGGCCCAGGAAUUCAGCUUCUUCCGGGACUGGACCUCUUCCCCGUCCAAACCGCCUACAUCUGCGGCUAGACCCCCUGCCGCCACGGCACACUCCUACAAGGCAGCCGAGCCCCAGGCUAGAAAUAACCCAGAGUCCGUUUCUACCCGGCCGGAACAACCCGCCCCUGGCGAAUCCCCUGAGACAGGAGAUUCAAAUCCGGAUGACGGUGACAACAGCGAUGACCCCGGUGAAUACAUGACGUGCAUAUGCACCGGCGAAGACAACACCGAAUUCACCGUACCCGUCUGGAUCGGCCCCUCGCCCUCCUCCAAGCAGCACCGCACCCGGCCCGCCGUGAGGGAAUACGCCCGUCUCCUCCGCCACGACCCCGCACUGCAAACCGACCCGCAGCCCGCAUCCCCCAACCAUGUCGCCGCCGGCGUGCCAAGCGGGUCCUACAUCUUUACGCCCGCCUGGGACGCCAUGCUCUUCCCGACUCAUCUCCAGCAGCAGCAGCAGCGGCCUAGGCCCAGCCGCCGGGAUUUGCGCGGGAUGCGUGACGUCGUGUCUGCUAUCAAGGCAUACCGCGCCCAGACAAGGGUGGCGUAUAAUAAAGAUGAUGGCCCUGACAAGGCCGGUCUAGCUGCGCCAUUAACAACAAAAACUAGCGAUGAUGGACAUUGA